Messenger RNA from Colletotrichum truncatum, 1017 nucleotides. RefSeq names its product glyceraldehyde-3-phosphate dehydrogenase. The record is from RefSeq and is a predicted model, not a curated record. Lineage: Eukaryota; Fungi; Ascomycota; Sordariomycetes; Glomerellales; Glomerellaceae. Gene Ontology annotation, biological process: glucose metabolic process; glycolytic process. Gene Ontology annotation, cellular component: cytosol. Gene Ontology annotation, molecular function: NAD binding; NADP binding; glyceraldehyde-3-phosphate dehydrogenase (NAD+) (phosphorylating) activity.
AUGGCUCCCAUCAAGGUUGGCAUCAACGGAUUCGGCCGUAUCGGCCGUAUCGUCUUCCGCAACGCCGUCGAGCACCCCGAUGUCGAGAUCGUUGCCGUCAACGACCCCUUCAUUGAGACCAAGUACGCUGCCUACAUGCUCAAGUACGACUCUACCCACGGCAUCUUCAACGGCGAGAUCAAGCAGGAGGGCAACGACCUUGUCGUCAACGGCAAGACCAUCAAGUUCUACACUGAGCGUGACCCCGCUGCCAUCCCCUGGAAGGAGACCGGCGCCGACUACGUCGUUGAGUCCACUGGUGUCUUCACCACCACCGACAAGGCCAAGGCCCAUCUUCAGGGCGGUGCCAAGAAGGUCAUCAUCUCUGCUCCCUCUGCUGAUGCCCCCAUGUACGUGAUGGGUGUCAACGAGAAGUCCUACGACGGCAGCGCCGACGUUAUCUCCAACGCUUCUUGCACCACCAACUGCUUGGCUCCCCUCGCCAAGGUCAUCAACGACAAGUUCACCAUCGUUGAGGGUCUCAUGACCACUGUCCACUCCUACACUGCUACCCAGAAGACCGUUGACGGUCCCUCCGCCAAGGACUGGCGUGGUGGCCGUACCGCUGCUCAGAACAUCAUUCCCAGCAGCACCGGUGCCGCUAAGGCUGUCGGCAAGGUCAUCCCUGAGCUCAACGGCAAGCUCACCGGCAUGUCCAUGCGUGUCCCUACUGCCAACGUCUCCGUUGUUGACCUGACUGCCCGCAUUGAGAAGGGUGCCAGCUACGACGAGAUCAAGGAGGCCAUCAAGGAGGCCGCUAACGGUCCCCUCAAGGGCAUUCUCGCCUACACUGAGGACGACGUUGUCUCCACUGACAUGAUUGGCAACCCCAACUCCUCCAUCUUCGAUGCCAAGGCCGGUAUCUCCCUGAACAACAACUUCGUCAAGCUGGUCUCCUGGUACGACAACGAGUGGGGAUACUCCCGCCGUGUCCUCGACCUCCUGGCCCACGUCGCCAAGGUCGAUGCCUCCAAAUAA